GAGGAGUGUCAACCAGGCACGGGCUUCCGGAGGAGAACGCUGUCCAACAGGUUGGUCGGGAGGACAACUCUGCGGCAUUGGUUGAGUCGGCCGGGCUUUGACUUUCGGCGGGAACAGCGGCCUGUGUGGAGUCCUUCGUGAACACCGGGAGCGCAGAGGCUGAACCCGAGGGAAGAGGCUCUAGAGCCCCGGGACCUGCUCCCGCCUGGCGUGUGUUCUCAGCUAGGCAGAAGACCGUGGUCCGGGAGCAGCGGGGCACUAAUCCUACUGCAAUUGCUCAUAGGAUAGAGGGGGCGAUCGCCGACCCCAUCCCCCUCGCCCGGGACCACGAGGGUGAUCCGGCAGGGUCCAGUGAGCCGGGAGUGGUGGCUAGAGGAAGCGACAGAACUACAGAAUCACAGAUUGGACUUCCUGGAACUCAGGGAGCAUGAUUCAAAACUGGCUUCAACAAGAAGGGAGGCUGAGUGACUAGAGAGAUGACUCAGCAGCUAAGAGCACUGCCUGCUCUUCCAGAGGACCCAGGUUCAAUUCCCAGCACCCACAAGGCAGCUCACAACCAUCUGUAAAUCUAAUCCCAAAGAGCUGAUGGUGCCAUCUUCUGGCCAUCAAAGGUAUGGAUAAAUUGGGACAGAUCAUCGCCUUAGGCGAUCUCAUCUAUAAAAAGUGUGAAGAGAUGAAGUACUGCCGGAAACAAUGCAAACGUCUAGGGAAACGCAUACAAGGUCUGCUACUGCCUCUCCAGAGGCUCAAGACCCAAGGAGUGGACAACCUGCCAGAUGACAUAAUUGCUGCCCUGGGCCGUUUUGAGGCUGUCCUGGAGGAGGCAAGGCAGCAGAUAGAAAAGUUCAGCAAUAAGUCCAAUUUGUGGAAGUUUGUGACUUCGGGCAAUGACAAGAUACUUUUCCUUGAAGUGAAUGAGAAGCUGGGAGAUGUCUGGGAGGAGCUAUUGCUGCUGCUCCAGGUUGAUCAACGGAACUCUGCUCCAAAUGUCAGCCAAAGGGCCUCCUGGCUACAGGAAGAUCAACAGGAUGCAGAGGAGGAUAGAAAUGACCCUACCCUAGCUAUCUUGAAGAAUAUAAGUAUUGGCAUGGAAGAAAUCAAGGAAAUUCUGAAACGACGCUCACUGACACCCACACAGGAGAUCCCACAGGAGCAAAUCAAGGAGAUUAGGAAGGAGCAUCUUCUCAGAUCUCCAUGGACCUUACUGAAGAACAAUAACCUCAGCACACUUUACAGAGGAGAGUACCACAGAUCUCCAGUUACCAUCAAAGUAUUCAACAAACCCCAAAAUGGCAGUGGAAUAGUGAGGGACAUCUUCAAUAACGAGAUCAGAGCCAUGAAGAAAUUUGACUCUCCCAAUAUCUUACGUAUAUUUGGGAUCUGCAUUGAUGAAACAGUGAAGCCCCCUGAAUUCUCCAUUGUCAUGGAGUACUGUGAACAUGGAACCCUGAGGGAACUGCUGGAUAAAGAAAAGAAUCUCACAUUUAAUGAACGCAUCUUCCUAGUCCUGGGAGCAGCUAAAGGUUUAUACAGGCUACACCACACGGAAACACCUCAACUGCACAAAAACAUCAGCAGCUCGAGCUUCCUGGUGGCUGGAGGCUACCACGUAAAGCUUGCAGGAUUUGAAUUAAGUAAAACACAGGCUUCCAUCAGUGGGGAGACAAAAACCACUAAAGGAGAGAAAAUCUAUUCAUCACCGUAUACCUCUCCUCAGAGACUGGAAAAUCUGCAUUGUAAAUAUGAAAAACAAGAUGAAAUAUAUAGCUUUGGAAUUGUACUCUGGGAAAUUGCCACUGGAAAGAUCCCAUUUGAAGGCUGUAAUUCUAAGAAGAUCUACGAGCUGGUAGCUGAGGGCCGGAAGCAAGAGCCAGUGGGUGAAGAUUGCCCCAAGCUAUUGAAGGAGAUCAUUGAUGAGUGUCGGUCCUAUGAGCCCUCCCAACGGCCCUCUGUGGAUGCAAUCUUAGAGAGACUGUCUGCAAGUAAAACUGAAUUGUGUAUUCAAACCUCAUCUGAAGACUCCCUGGACAAGAAGCUGGAAGAAGCCGGGCAUGGUGCAGGUCUUUAAUCCCAGUACUCAGGAGGCAGAGGCAGGCGGAUCUCUGUGAGUUUAAGAACAGCCUGGUCUCAAGAGCUAGUUCCAGAACAGCCUCCAAAGCCACAGAGAAACCCUGCCACGAAAAACAAAAAACAAAAAACAACAACAACCAACCAAACAAACAAAAAAGCUGGAAGAGGAACAAACUGGACAUUCGUCUUUUAUAUAUGUUAGUAUCAAAUUUUGCUAGGUUCUAAAUUCUUUUUUUUUUAAAUGGGGUCUCACCAUUAGUCCCAGCUAGCUUGGAACUUGAUAUAUAGAAUAGACUAGGCACGAACUCAAAGAAAUCUUCCAGUUUUGCCUCUUGAAUGCUGGGAAUAUGGGCAUGGGCCACCACACCUGGCAAAGUUCUCAUUUGUUACAAAUAGAAAACAGGGGCUGGAGAGACGCCUCAGAGGUUAAGAGCACUGGCUGCUCUUCCAGAGGACCUGAGUUCAAUUCCCAGCAACCACAUGGUGGCUCACAACCAUCCGUUAUGAGAUCUGGUGCCCUCUU
Molecule: messenger RNA, 2593 nt
Organism: Cricetulus griseus (Chinese hamster)
Lineage: Eukaryota; Metazoa; Chordata; Mammalia; Rodentia; Cricetidae
Source: RefSeq, a predicted model, not a curated record